Messenger RNA from Nicotiana attenuata, 1238 nucleotides. Its product is annotated as PHD finger protein ALFIN-LIKE 3-like. Gene Ontology annotation, biological process: regulation of DNA-templated transcription. The record is from RefSeq and is a predicted model, not a curated record. NCBI's taxonomy places the organism in Eukaryota, Viridiplantae, Streptophyta, Magnoliopsida, Solanales, Solanaceae. The coding region runs from base 207 to 989 and encodes 260 amino acids. Gene Ontology annotation, cellular component: nucleus. The transcript has 5 exons. Gene Ontology annotation, molecular function: histone binding; transcription cis-regulatory region binding; transcription coregulator activity.
CUCCUAGUCAACUGCUUACUAAUAUUAACGUUAUCCACUGACUAGGUUUUCCUCCUGGGACUCAUCAUCUCCCUUUCAAUUCUACUUUAACACAUUCAAAUCCUUUCCACGAUUUCGUCCUCCCUCCCUUUUUUCCCCACAGUGAACCGUACGUACUAUACUUCCUUCUACUCAUAAUUUCUAAAUUAUUGCUUUAAUUCAUAAUAAUGGAGGGUGGAGGAGUAGGAGUAGAAGGAGAAGAGUAUAAUCCCCGGAGUGUGGAGGAUGUUUUUAGGGAUUUCAAGGCUCGUCGUGCUGCCUUGAUUAAGGCCCUUACCACAGAUGUGGAAGAAUUUUAUCAGCAAUGCGAUCCUGAGAAGGAAAACUUGUGCUUAUACGGACUUCCGAAUGAAGAAUGGGAGGUCAAUCUGCCUGCUGAAGAGGUACCACCAGAGCUUCCCGAGCCUGCUCUUGGUAUUAACUUUGCUAGGGAUGGGAUGCAAGAAAAGGACUGGCUAUCCUUAGUCGCAGUCCACAGUGAUUCUUGGUUGCUUUCUGUUGCCUUCUAUUUUGGUGCUAGAUUUGGGUUUGAUAAGUCCCACAGGAAGAGGCUUUUCAACAUGAUAAAUGAUCUGCCUACAAUAUAUGAAGUAGUGACUGGUGCUGCCAAGAAACAACAGAGAGAAAAAUCUUCCAUCUCCAGCCACAGUGGCAAAAAAUCCAAGUCAAAUUCUAAAGUGAGGGCACCAGAUUAUCAGGAGAAGCUUACGAAGUUGCAGCCUAAAGAUGAAGAGGAGGGCUUGGAUGAGCAGGAUGAGGAGGAGCAUGGCGACACACUUUGUGGUGCCUGUGGAGAAAAUUAUGCGGCAGAUGAAUUCUGGAUAUGCUGUGACUUAUGUGAAAAGUGGUUCCACGGCAAGUGUGUGAAGAUUACCCCUGCCAGAGCUGAGCAUAUUAAGCAAUACAAGUGUCCAGCUUGUAGCAACAAGAGGGCUCGAGUUGACAUAUAAAAUCGGAUAAUGUAGCAUCUUACUGCCUUUGUUGGAUAGGUUAUUCAGGUUGUUUGGCUCUAACUUAUGUAUUUGUAAUGGUUAAGCUUCAUCUUUGUAUACAUUUGGCUCUAACAUGCGGGAUGACCUAGGGUUCUAAUUGUUGGUUUAGUGAUAAAUAGUCUUAAUUCAGCCAAACAGGUCCACAUUGUGAUUUUAGAUAUUUAAUUUCUUUCUAUUUUAGUGGGAUUGAGUCUCUUUAUUGUGAUC